AUGGCCCAGAGGGAAGUCAACUGGCUUGGCGCAAUGGAAGACGACUCGUCCACCAAGACCGUCAAGAUCGCGACCCAAGGCUCUCAACCCGCCUCGCAGGAGAGCAACCGACACGUCUUCAUGUUCUGGGAAAAAGGUAGGCUCCCGCACAAUGGUGAUUUAGUGUAUGAGAUACUUCAUCUCGUCGGGCCGCCCCGCGGGUUGCGCUUCGAGCACAUCGCUAAGAGCGGGGGCGACGAUUUCAAACAGCGGCACCAAGUUGCGGAACUCGGGGACUUCACGCGGGCUCAACGCGAUCAGAUCCGCACGCUCGCGGCAAAACUCCCGUUCAACCCAGUCUCCGCGGUGAACGACUGCCGCGCUUGGCUUCACGAUCUCAUCAAUGCGAUGGUCGAAGACUCUGUCGUCAGGCUUUCCCCUGCCAAGCGCCAGGCGGCCCUUAGCAAGUGUCAUCUGCCGGCGCGGAUGCCGGAGUAG
Molecule: messenger RNA, 477 nt
Organism: Punctularia strigosozonata HHB-11173 SS5
Lineage: Eukaryota; Fungi; Basidiomycota; Agaricomycetes; Corticiales; Punctulariaceae
Exons: 1
Coding region: 1-477 (158 amino acids)
Source: RefSeq, a predicted model, not a curated record